Chlamydomonas reinhardtii is the source of this 4808-nucleotide messenger RNA. RefSeq lists its product as uncharacterized. The record is from RefSeq and is a predicted model, not a curated record. Bases 49 to 2454 code for a protein of 801 amino acids. The transcript has 7 exons. NCBI's taxonomy places the organism in Eukaryota, Viridiplantae, Chlorophyta, Chlorophyceae, Chlamydomonadales, Chlamydomonadaceae. Gene Ontology annotation, molecular function: nucleic acid binding.
CCGCGCGCGUCUCCGGAGCUUGCUUAAGGUCUGUGUGGCGUUCAUGCCAUGGCAGCUGAGCCAGACGCUGAUUGGGAGGAGCUUGCUUCAACCGGGCUGCCUGGCUUGAGCAUAUCGGACCGUCCGGCCGCAGCAGCUCAAGCGCAGCCUCAGUCACAGGGAUAUGGCGAUGGCGGUGGUAGCGACGUGGCCAAACCUGCCACGCCGCCUCAUGUGGAUGGCUUGUCACAUCAGCAAGGGGCGCCGCACCAGCCCAGCGCCGAGGUCGAGCCAGUGGACGCUGCGGUGCGACAGGCGCUGGCCGACCCAGCCCAGCGCCAAACAGUUCUCAAGUGCGAAGAGCUAAUCGAGAAGUUCCUCGCCGACCCGGUCGCGGAGACGCUGCAGUUCCCAGCAGCCUUCUCAAGCUACCAGCGCAUGCUGGCGCACCGGGUCGGUCAAUACUACGGCUUGCAAACGAGCACCGUCGACUACGAGGAGUCCCAGGGGCGCGUUCUUGGCAUUCGAACAGCACAUUGUCACGUGCCCAAGCCGCGGCUGCGCGAAAUGGAUUUGCGAGCAGAGGCCAUGGCGCUCAGGCACGGUCAGAGUCUGAACGGGCUGGGUGGUGGGCCGGGUUUCUCGGCCGCUGCACCUGACCACGGCCCUAAGCCGCGGCUCUUGCGGCGUCAGGACGAUGACCGCGUGGCCCAAAGCAGCUCGGAGCACUCGCUGAACCAGUCGCCGGCACGCACGUUAAAGGAGCGGCAGGAGAAUUAUUCCAAGUACCGCGAGGAGCUGGGGCUGGGCGAGGGGCUUGGGCCUGGGCGGGGCCCGGGCCGGGGCAGCUACGGCGGCCGCGGCGGCUAUGGCUCCGGCCCUCGUGGCGGCGGCAUGGAGGGCGGCAUGGGCAUGGGCAUGGGUCGCGGCGGCGGACGCAAAGCGGUGUUCCGGGACAAGGACCGCGACCUGAGCGACCCCGACUACCGCCGCGGCAUGGGCAGGUUCAGCGGCACGGCCCGUUUCGAUCCCUCCGCCGCCGCUACCGUUCCGGCCGGUGGUAUCUACCAGGUCCCCACUUACUCCACGGAGUUUCCCACGCUCAACCGCAUGGCUGGUCAGGGGCCCGGUGCGGCACCCAUGCAGGCUGGGCGGUCCAUGAUGCAAGCCGGUGGCCAGGUCCAGAACGCCGUACUGAUGAGUCCUGCGGCGCCACAGAUGGGCAUGGGGGGUGUCGCCGGCGGUAUGGGCCAGGCCCCGCACCAAAUGCAAGUGCAGGCGGGGCCAUCCGUCGGGCAGUGGAGCCAGGUCUCCCAGCACCAGGCACAGCAGCAACAGCAACAGCAGGUGCAACAGCAGGUGCAACAGCAGGUGCAACAGCAACAGCAGGCUCAACCACAGCAGCAGGGGCGUGGAGGCAUGCGACCACCACCGCCGCCACCGCCGCCGCACAGUCACGGCAAUGUGGCGCCUGGCGCCGGCGUGGGCGGCGGGAUGGGGAAGGGUAGCCACCAGCAGUAUGGCGGCGGUGGCUCCAUGGGUGGCCGGAGCCAGCAGCAACAGCAACAGCAGAUGCAGCAACAGCAGCAACAACAGCUCAUUGCUGGUCAGGCGAACAUGCAGCAGGCGCAGCAGCAGCAACAGUUCAGCCAUGCCAUUGCCGCAGCGCCGUACGGCACCAUGAGUGGGCAGUACGGGGUGCCCAUGACGGUCACGCCCGCUGGCUUCAUGUCGGCGGCCUCGCCCCACGCGGGGCAGCCUGUGUUUGGCAUGACCACAUCUGGCGGCGCGCUGCCGGCUGGGACCACCGUGUAUGCGGCGGCACCUGCCCCGGGCGUGGGCGGCACCGCCUUCUACCCCGCUGCUGGCAUGAGUCCCAUGGGCGCCAUGGGCAUGGGCACUGUGAGCAUGGCGGUGCCGGCGGGGGGCGCCUACGGCUAUAUGACGGCGGCGCCUGGUCCCGGCAUGGGCGCCAUGCAGGUGGCCACCUCGGGCGGGGAGGCCAUUGCGCUGACGCCGCAGGGUGCCGUGGGGGUGCAGUACCCCGUGUACGCCUACAACCCGGCCGGCACCGCGGUGUACCCGGCCGCCGGGGUCACAACCACCCAAAUCCAGGGUGCGGCUGGGGCGGCGCAGAUCCCGAUGCGGCCCGUGUACGGUGUGCCCACCUUCUACCAGCAGUACGACCCCUCGCAGUACACUGCCAUACAGCAACAGCAACAGCAGACCGGCGGCAUGCAGAGCAUGGGCCAGGGCAUGCACGGCAUGGGCAGCGCCGGUGACGGGCGCGGCUACGGUGGCGGCUACGGCAGUGGCGGCGGCGUCCACCACCAGCAUCAGCAACAGCAACAGCAGCACCACGCAGGUAGCGGCGGCGGCUAUGGAAGCCACCACCACGGCGGCAGUGGCAUGGGCCAUGGCGGCGGCGGGCGGCACCGGGACUCGGACAACGGUGGCGGGCAGGACCUGAAGUGACAUGGCCUGUGCGGAUGGCCGCCUGGAGCGCUCGCGUCAUUUUUGUUAAGCUCCAGCUAACUGCGGGGCUGAAGGCUAAGCUGCUCUUGGACGCGGAUGCCGAUGCCGCGGUGCGAUGCUUCCUGUUGUGGGUACCCCGGGGGCGGGUGAUGCUACAUUGGCAAGCAGCACGCCCUCUGAGUAAGCCCGACGCGCUUAGAAGCACGCGGUUAAUCAAGGAAAUCCAACCAUUACAAAUGAAGCUGUCAAUGUGAUGUGGCUAAGCUAAUUGGCCUUCCUGAGAACUGGCUUCACUUCGCUGCAUCAGCCCACCCCUUGUGGGCGCGUCCUGCUCGCAGCCUGGCUGAUUUUAUCAGAACAUAUGCGGCCGUUUUGCUGCUUGUUGUUGGCGCGCAAACGUGGGUGUGUGUGGCGUGGCAGUCUAGCCAUGUGAAGGUAGGAGUCGUGUCUGGGAUGUAACCGGCUUCCUAUGCUCAGCGAAAGGUGGUACUGAUGCAUUUGGGGCUUUAAUCCUGUCUGCCGGGCUCCCGGUACGGGCGUACACCCGCACUGGCGUAAGUUUGCGCUGCGUAGCUUAGCUCGAAAUGUGUGGCGCGCAAUGUCACGUUCGGCAAGCGCGUCGUGUAUGGCCAAGAUGGCUGGGCUUGUGACGCCAUCAAGAGCCCAUCAGCAUCUCUUCAUCCGUGGGCCUAGUGGUGCCGGGCGACAAUGCUUGAGCAUGUGCGUGAGGUGCGUGUCGUCUGUCUGUAACGUCACUUGGGGGCCUUGUGUGUCUAGUGAGUGUGCGUGUAGGUGUAUUGGCGGCGUGUGACCGUUUAUGUGUUCAGGUGUGAUGGGGGUUAUCAAAUGUGCACAGCUUGGAGUGUGUGGCUAUCAAGAGUGAAUUGCUGGUUGUGGGCGCGAUGAGCGCGUGAGUACCGUAUAUGCUGCGUUGGCGUGGUGGAGUGUGUGGCGGGCGUCUGUCCAGUAUGUGUACUGCGCGGUGCGAAUGGGGGUUAUAAUUUCGUUUGACCGGUCGACAGUGCACCUGCCACGAUGCCUGCCCUCGGUACGGGAUGGUUCGUGGCAGCGGUGGGUGGUGAACAAAUGGCGGCCUGGCAGGGGAUGUGGGUGGGUGGCACGGUAAUGCGUGUAUUGGGAGAGUAAGUUGCGACUGCAUCAGAGUGCAGAGGUCGUGAGCGUUGUGUGGGAGCCAGCGGAGCAUCAGCGCGCGCCAACUGGCGGAGGAGGACUAGGAUGUACGUGGAUGUCGGACGUGCGCAAGAGGGGUUUGGCUCGGGGCAUCUACUGGCGCGUGUCGGCGCACAGCAGCCAGGGAUCCACGGGGCAAGUUGGCGAGGGCUCGCAGUACAGUGGUGAAGGCGUUGAGACGGAGUGCGGCCAGGCGCCGGUGCAACACGUGAACUGGGCUGCAAUAGAUCAGACUUGCGGUAGAGAAGCAACUUAAUUCUUCCGAUUAUUCACGCCGGGGUGUCCGAAGUGGUCUUGCGAGUGUUUGACGCAGUCCUGCUGCUGUGAGCGGCGGGAGCUGUAAUUACACAGCCCCGCCCUCCCCGCCAGCGAUUAGAGGCUUACUUCACAUCACGUCACAUCAGCCUGCCCACGAAACGUUCUGCCGGCCCACGAAACCGACACCAAACAAUUUUAGGCACUGUAUGGGUGCACGUGCUGCAACCAUAAGGCGGUCCGUUCACUGAAUUGUAGCCGCUCCGUGCGGGUGGGGCACGGCGCCUUGACUGGAUGCGGGAUGAUGUGUUACGGGAUUGGGAGUGUGCGCUCCUUCUCCACGUAACGCGACUACCCGAGCCCCGAGGGCUCCUCGUCCCACCGCCCACCGGUCUGACCCAGUGUUUCAUGCACACGCCGUGUUGAAGUACUCGACCUCAGAAGCCUAGAGGGAUGACACGCCCCCUCCAUCAGGACCUUGAAGUUAGCGGAGCGAGCUCCGGCUGAUCUGGGUGCAGUUAACCCGCUCGGGAGGGGUAGCGGGCCUCACCGCAGGUGGGUCCGGGGCUAAUCCAGGCUAGCCGGCGACCCGCUGGGCUUUGCAGCCGUUCUCACCCAAGCUUUGCAGCCGUUGCCUUAAAGUUAACCCACGGCUAACCCACUGGAGCUGGAUGAGAGCGGCCAAAACCGCGAGUGUCAUCCACGGCGUCAUCCCUCCGAGAAGCCCAGUACGUCGCGUCCAGAUUGCCAGCAAACAAACGGCCAGCCACGGUGGUCUGCCAACCUCAAAGCCAACUGCAUGUCUUCUACCCCAUAGAACCAGCAAAGUCGGGGUUGGGCCCUGAUAGCAUGUGAUGGCUCGGCGUCUUCGGGAGCUGGGACUGUCCCCUCUGUAACAUCCGCAUCCA